Molecule: messenger RNA, 2472 nt
Organism: Scheffersomyces amazonensis
Lineage: Eukaryota; Fungi; Ascomycota; Pichiomycetes; Serinales; Debaryomycetaceae
Exons: 1
Coding region: 307-2106 (599 amino acids)
Biological process (GO): negative regulation of silent mating-type cassette heterochromatin formation; negative regulation of rDNA heterochromatin formation
Cellular component (GO): Rpd3L complex; Rpd3L-Expanded complex
Source: RefSeq, a predicted model, not a curated record
UUAACCCACAAGACCUAUAAAGUAGUCAACCCAGUGGUUAUACUACGUGAUAGUUAUUACUAGCAUAAUUUCUCUUAACUAAGUAGAUUUGAAACAUUGUUCAUCCCCCUUUUCUAUUUAGAUUUUAUAGUUUAGAAAGGUUGAUUACACAUCGCUUUCAACCGUUCGAACCCCUCCACUCCGAAACCGAGACCGAAACCGAAACAAAAACCAAACCCCGACAGUCAAAUUCAGACUCCAACUCUCUGAAUAAGACAUAGAACUUACCGGUUAAUCAAUAAGAUUGAUAUCAUUAAACAUAUAGUUAUGGCUGGUACAAGGCGAUCAUCGAGAGCCAAUAAGGGCCAACAUACCAAACGAUUAUUAGAUGAAGUAUAUGAAGUUACAACUCAAAGUGAUAGCGAAAAUGAAGGAGAUAAAGAUAUUAAAGAAAUAGGAUAUAGAAAGAAAAAAAUUAGACGAGCAGGAGGUAAAGAAGAAGUAGAUGAAGAAUAUCAAGAAUCAGAAGAUAACAAAAAGACUCCACAAACUGAAGAAAGUGAAGUUCGAUGUACACCUUGUGGAACUGAUAAUUCAAAUUAUGAUGAAGAAAAUGAUAAAGGUGGAACAUUUGUACUUUGUGAAAAAUGUAAUACUUGGCAACAUGCUAGAUGUAUGGGAUAUAGAACAAGUAAAGAUAUUCCAGAAAAACAUAUAUGUAAUAUAUGUCUUGCAGAAUUGAAAAAAGUUGAUAGUAGUUUAAUUAUUAGAGAAAAAUUAAAGGAUGAUCAUCGAGUUAGUACUGCCUUAGCCUUUUAUAAUUAUUUUAAAAAGAGUUUCCCAGCUGAUUAUGAUAAGAGUAAUGAAGAAAAGGAAAAGCAAGCAUCUGAUUGGGCUCUUGAAAUUGAAGAUAUAAUAUUUACAACUUAUGCUGCUAAACUUUAUAUUGCAGAAGGUAGAAGAAUCUUAUUCUUAUUAAAGAAAUAUUUUAUGAAAGAUAUUCUUAAAGGUACUAUAACUUUAGAUCAAGUUGUUAAAAAGACUCCUAAAGAAAUUAAUCAAGAAAUUGAAAGAGUAGAAGCUUUAAAUCAUUCUAAUAUUAAAAAUAUUAUUUUAACAGAAAAUGAUUCAAGAGAUAUUAUUCGUAGAACUCAUAAGGGAGAUAUUAUUCGUGAGAAUGAAAAUGAAAGUCAAGAUUCUAUUGAUAUUAGUAUUGCUACUAAGAAAGUAGAUCAUAGAAGAUUUUCUGUUGAUGAAAAUGAAAUAACCACCAAGCCAAGAAUAGUGGCUGAUACAGAACAAGUUAGUGCUUAUAAUAAUAUUAAUCCUCGUCUUGAAGAAGAUGAUGAAGAUGAAGAGAAUGCUUAUGAAGAACAAGUUGAAGAAGAUAAUGAUGAAAAUACUGAACUGACCAAAGAUGAGACUUCUCGUCAAAAUUCAACAGAGAGUAAAUCAUCAGUUGAAUCAAGUGAUUUAGAGCAUGUUAAUGAUAUUAUUGAUGAUAAAGCAUUAGAUCAAAUCAUUGGUCAUGAACCAGAAAUUCCUAUAAAAACUGCUCCUAUUUGGAAGGGAACUAUCAAAUUUCCUGAUUUUGCUGAAUUUCAAGGUUCAGCUUCUUAUUAUACUUCUACUAGAUCUAAAAAUUUAUCUACUUCUAUUGCUAUUUGUAGUGAUAUUUUUACCAAUAGUACUUACACAGUUAUGGGUAGAUUAGAUAGAAGUACUGCUGAUGGAUAUUUAGAUAAAAUAAUGAAAUCAAGAGAUCUCUAUUUUGUUGAGAUUAAGAGUAUUUAUGAUGAUGAUGCUGAUUUUAGUAGAUUAUAUCUGUAUCUACUUAUUCAAAAUAAAGUUGGAGUUCUUUCUGGGAAACCAUCAUUUGUAAAGGAUUCCUAUCUUGUACCCAUUGAUUUCAGAGAUAGUAGAAUGCCUCGAUAUAUUAGAGAGCAUAAAAAGGAUAUGAGAAUAGGUUUAUUUGCUAUAUUCGUGGUUAAGAGUGAGUAUGUACCCAGAGUACCACAAGUAACAACUACAAGUACAACUACAACUACUGCUACGAAUGGCGCACAUGCACAUAUUGACUAUGAUGAAGGGUAUGAUCCUACUCGACCAUCUACUCUACAUUACUAAACAAGAAAAGUCCACUGCACCUCACACUCCCCCAUAGUAUAAUAUGUAUGAUCCGUAUGAUUUGUAUGAUUUGUAUAAUUUGUAUAAUUUGUAUAAUUUGUAUAAUUAGUGUAUAUAUAUUCAAUUAUUUGCAAUAUUUCUAGCAUUAUUUAUCUUAAGUAAUUCAAUUCCUACAUGCCUGUAAUAUUCUUUGAUUUUUACACUCAGAUAGAAGAUUUUUAUACUCAUUUGCUUAUUAAAAAAUUAACUGAUUUAGUCAACUGUACCCUAUCUAUUAGUCCGGACAUCUUGAUUGUAGUAGCUCAAACUUGUGAUAAGUAAUUGGCUAAUAUUGCAGCUAAAUAGCAACUUUUUGUUGUACACGAC